AUGGCAUCAAGACAGUCACAAAGACGAUUAACUAAAGAAUAUAAAUCUAUACAAUUAACACCACCUCCUUAUAUUACAGCAAAACCAAGUGAUGAAAAUAUUUUGGAAUGGCAUUAUAUAAUAACUGGUCCAACAAAUACUCCAUUUGAAAAUGGUCAAUAUCAUGGUAUAUUAAGAUUUCCACAAGAAUAUCCUUUUAAACCUCCUUCAAUAACAAUGAUAACACCAAAUGGUAGAUUUGCAUGUAAUACAAGAUUAUGUUUAUCAAUGUCUGAUUAUCAUCCUGAUACUUGGAAUCCUGCUUGGAGUGUUGCAACAAUUUUAACAGGAUUAUUAAGUUUUAUGACAGGUAAUGAAUCAACAACAGGAUCAAUAAAUACUUCAGAAAAUGUUAAAAAAAAAUUAGCAAAAUCAAGUAAAAAUUGGAAUAUAAAAGAAAAUCCAAGAUUUAUAAAACAGUUUCCAAAUAUUGUAAAACAAAAUAAAUUAGAUUUAGAAGAAAUUAAACGAAAAGAAUUAGAAGAAGAAGAAAAAGCUAAAAGACUAGAGCUUUUAAAUAAUAGUAAUAAUAAUACUAUGAAAACAAAUAAUAGUAAUAUGAUUGGUUUUAGUAUAGGAGAAAGUGGUGAAAAAAUGAUUGAUUUUUCACAAUUAGAUAAAUUAGAUCCAGAAGAUAGAGCAAGAAUAUUAAUUGAACAUGAAUUACAACAACAACAAUUAUUACAAAAUAAAAGUAAUCAAAAUUUUAUAAAAAAUCUUUUACCAGGUGGUGGAUUAACUGCUAUAGCAGGAGUAAUUGUUGCAGCUUUUGUUGCAGCAUAUUUUAGUAUAAUAAAGAAUAAAUAA
This is a messenger RNA of Lodderomyces jiufengensis, 846 nucleotides long. RefSeq names its product E2 ubiquitin-conjugating protein. Bases 1 to 846 code for a protein of 281 amino acids. The transcript has a single exon. The record is from RefSeq and is a predicted model, not a curated record. NCBI's taxonomy places the organism in Eukaryota, Fungi, Ascomycota, Pichiomycetes, Serinales, Debaryomycetaceae.